CUUACCGGAAGCACCUACAGGGCGGAGUCGCCGGUUUUCACUUCCUUGAUGCACUCAGCUAACAGUGCUGCACAAUGAAAAUACUAGGUUUACUGAGCUUAUUAGCCACACAUUUAUCGGCUAACAGUGUCAAUAUUGAGGAGAACGCAGGCCAGUUCUUCAGCAGUGGUCACACAAACAACUGGGCCGUUCUGGUGUGUACGUCCAGAUUCUGGUUCAACUACCGCCAUGUUGCCAACACGCUGUCCGUCUACAGAAGUGUCAAGAGGCUGGGCAUUCCUGACAGCCACAUAGUUCUCAUGCUGGCUGAUGACAUGGCUUGUAACCACCGGAACCCCAAACCUGCCACAGUGUUCAGCCACAAAAACAUGGAGCUCAAUGUGUACGGCGAUGACGUGGAGGUGGACUACCGUGGCUAUGAGGUGACAGUGGAGAACUUCCUGCGCGUUUUGACCGGCCGGCUUCCACCCAGCACUCCUCGCUCAAAGCGCCUUCUCUCCGAUGACCGCAGCAACAUCCUUAUAUACUUGACAGGCCAUGGCGGGAAUGGCUUUCUGAAGUUCCAGGACUCUGAGGAGAUAAGUAAUGUGGAACUGGCUGAUGCCUUCCAGCAGAUGUGGCAGAAAAGAAGGUACAAUGAGUUGCUCUUCAUUAUUGACACUUGCCAAGGGGCCUCCAUGUAUGAAAGGUUCUACUCCCCAAACCUCAUGGCUUUGGCCAGCAGUCAAGUGGGAGAGGAUUCCCUGUCGCACCAGCCAGAUUUGGCCAUAGGAGUCCAUUUGAUGGACCGUUACACCUUCUACCUGCUGGAGUUCCUGGAAGACAUCCACCCUGCGAGCAAGUCCAACAUGAAUGACCUGUUCAAAGUGUGUCCCAAGAGUCAGUGUGUGUCCACCCCGGGCCACCGUACUGAUCUCUUCCUGAGGGACCCCGGAAGUGCCCUCAUAACAGAUUUCUUUGGUAGUGUGCGCAAAGUCGAAAUCACCAUGGAAACCGUCAACUUGACCGACCCCAUUGAGCAGGUGGAGCAAAAUUUCGUGAAUGAAGAUCUGCAAAAAGAGUCUUAUUCAUAUGUGGACCAGCUGCCAGUGUCCGAGAUAAUCCACCAGAAACCGAAGCAGAAGGACUGGCAUCCUCCCGACGGCUUCAUCCUGGGCCUGUGGACUCUAAUCCUCCUGGUGUUUUUCAAGACGUACGGCAUGAAGCACCUCAAACACAUCUUCUGAGGCCGCAUCGCGUACGCCACUGGAUAUCCGAGGACGGCUGCAGAUACGGAGCUCCCCCCCUCCCCCCUCAGGCGUAUUAGAGGUGCGCCGUCUGACAGGCUUAUUUUCCUGAAAAUGGAAAGUAGACGUAUGGCACCACGACUGCCUGGCCAAAAGCUGUGUAAUGCAAUUGGUGCCUUUUUCUUUUUUGGGGGGGGGGGGGGGGGCGUUUGCAUGACUUCUCCAUGCUGAUCAAUUACAACAUUUGUGUUACCACUAGCAUCACGUCUAUUUUAAUCCGUUUUUUGACAAGGAAUUCUACUUCUAAUUAUUUUUAUUUGUGUCAAAAGUUCUGUUUGGUCAAGUAAUUGCUUUGAUUUAGUGAAAAAAAAAAGCACUGAAUUGAGUCUGCAGAUAAGAAUUUAAUUUAUUUUUGAGAGCGUGCAACUCUGCAUAGACGAGCAGCGGCAGCCCUUUUUGUUUAAGUGCUACUCACAACGUCUGCUCAGUCAGAAAAAGGAGUGUGUGGGACGCGGGCAGGCUUAUUGGCCGUGAGUGGGCCGUGAAGAGAUUACUAUUUAAUGUCCCCCAUGUCCAUAUACAUUACACCCCUUGACUGUCAUAUCGUGCCUGUGAAGGAUAACAAUCGCACAUAAUCCCAUCCCGCGUGAUGGAUCCAUCCACUUUCCCGCUCACCAAAUUGCCCUCCUGGAAACAUCCAUUAGCUCCCCGGCCGCGCACUCCGCUGAUUGUGUUCUGGGUGAUGGACAGCUAUUUCCGCGGCCAUUCCGCGUCCCGCGCUACAGCGGCGAUAAGUGAGUGAUAACCUAGUAAGCCGCCAGCCGUCCCAAAAUGAAUCUCCUCUGUGCCGGGACGUGUUUUCAGCCCCCCGCCCGCUACCUUUUCCUUGCAGUUGUAACCACUCUGCAUCCGACUCAUUGUUUGGGGGGGAGUGACUGAUGCUCAGAGCACACGCGUUGAACCCGGGGUUGUCCGUCUUUUGCCGCGAGAGGCUGCCCGCCGGCCCGCCGCCACUCCCCCUCACGGCUAAAGUGGAAAACGGAUUGUGUUGGAAAUCAAACCAUAUGUAUCAGCAGGCAGCUGCUUUCCUUUUUGUUUUUCAUUAUGUAUGCGAUGCUUAUUUCUUCAUCUUUUUUCCUUCUGAUUACCUUUCAGAGAGGGCGAGGUCAUUUUAUUUCUUCAUUUGAAGGAUUUUGAUACCCUGAUUAAAGAUGAGACACUAAAUCAAAA
Molecule: messenger RNA, 2456 nt
Organism: Gasterosteus aculeatus aculeatus (three-spined stickleback)
Lineage: Eukaryota; Metazoa; Chordata; Actinopteri; Perciformes; Gasterosteidae
Gene: pigk
Product: phosphatidylinositol glycan anchor biosynthesis, class K
Biological process (GO): attachment of GPI anchor to protein; proteolysis
Cellular component (GO): GPI-anchor transamidase complex
Molecular function (GO): GPI-anchor transamidase activity
Source: RefSeq, a predicted model, not a curated record